Molecule: messenger RNA, 855 nt
Organism: Puma concolor (puma)
Lineage: Eukaryota; Metazoa; Chordata; Mammalia; Carnivora; Felidae
Gene: ZDHHC24
Product: zDHHC palmitoyltransferase 24
Biological process (GO): protein targeting to membrane; peptidyl-L-cysteine S-palmitoylation
Cellular component (GO): endoplasmic reticulum; Golgi apparatus
Molecular function (GO): protein-cysteine S-palmitoyltransferase activity
Source: RefSeq, a predicted model, not a curated record
AUGGGGCAGCCCUGGGCGGCGGGGAGCGCGGAGGGGGCGCCCGCGCGGCUGCCCCUCGUGCUCACUGCGCUGUGGGCCACGGCUGUGGGCUUGGAGCUGGCCUAUGUGCUAGUUCUGGGUCCCGGGCCACCCCCGCUGGGACCCCUGGCUCGGGCCUUGCAGCUAGUGCUGGCCGCCUUCCAGCUGCUCAACCUGCUGGGCAACGUGGGGCUCUUCCUGCGCUCCGAUCCCAGCAUCCGGGGCGUGAUGCUGGCCGGCCGCGGUCUGGGCCAGGGCUGGGCUUACUGCUACCAGUGCCAAAGCCAGGUGCCACCACGCAGCGGGCAUUGCUCCGCCUGCCGCGUCUGCAUCCUUCGUCGGGAUCACCACUGUCGCCUGCUGGGCCGCUGCGUGGGAUUCCGCAACUACCGGCCCUUCCUGUGCCUGUUGCUUCAUGCUGCGGGCGUCCUGCUCCAUGUCUCUGUGCUGCUGGGUCCCGCCCUGUCGGCCCUCCUGCGAGCCCAUGCACCCCUCCACAUCGCGGCCCUCCUCCUGCUGCCCUGGCUCAUGCUGCUCACAGGCAGAGUGUCUCUGGCGCAGUUUGCCUUGGCCUUUGUGACCGACACGUGUGUGGCAGGUGCACUGUUGUGCGGGGCUGGGCUGCUCUUCCAUGGGAUGCUGUUGCUGCGGGGCCAGACCACGUGGGAGUGGGCUCGGGGCCAACACUCUUAUGAUCUGGGCCCUUGCCACAACCUGCAGGCGGCCCUGGGGCCCCGCUGGGUCCUCGUCUGGCUCUGGCCCUUCCUGGCCUCCCCCUUGCCUGGAGACGGGAUCACCUUCCAGACUGCAGCUGAUGUGGGCCUCACAGCCUCCUGA